Messenger RNA from Helianthus annuus (common sunflower), 996 nucleotides. RefSeq lists its product as uncharacterized. The transcript has 3 exons. Lineage: Eukaryota; Viridiplantae; Streptophyta; Magnoliopsida; Asterales; Asteraceae. The record is from RefSeq and is a predicted model, not a curated record. The coding region runs from base 192 to 893 and encodes 233 amino acids.
UGCCAAUGAUAACAGUAGUACCCGGCUUCCGGAGUCAUCUAGAGUGAUCCACAGUCUCCUACCACACUCGCAAACCCUAAUUACUUCCACCAAUAAAUCUUCGAAUCAAACACUACACAGAUUGCGUUCGUGUCAUCGCAAAUUCGAUUCCUUGCGAAUUCAGAUCACGAUUGCCGUUAAAUUCAUCCACCAUGGAAGAAUGCUAUUUUCCCGCGAAUUUAAAGCGGAAAGAUCUGGAAGAAGUUAACCAUGAUUUCUCUGACUUCUCGCUCUCUUCUCCGCCCACUAAAAUGCGCCGUCUGGAUGCUGAGUUACCCCAAAUAAUCGAGGAAGAAGAGAUGGCAAAUCCAGUUGCAUUUGGACAACCAGAACCCUCUCAAACAAUCGAUGAUCUGAGUGGUAUUCUCCCUGUGAAUGAAGAGAGGGCAAUUGUUCUCUAUGAUCCCGCCCCGUUAUUGCAAACGCGAUCCCCAUUCACCAUUUCGGUUAAUUCAGACUUCCUUUCUGGGUUUAAAAAUCCAGUCUUCUGGUCGAAUCGAUCGCACCCACUUGAGUACUUGAAUGCCAUAAAAGAAAAACAGGAGAACAGUGAUGAUCAAAACAAUGGAAGUCUAGCUGUUGUACCAUGGGUGCCUAUGCAUUCACAACACCAAUCAAUGGCAGAGGCGGAGAUUCCUCGUACAGAAGAAGUAUCAGAGAUGAUGGAUGCUGAUGACAUGGAAGCCAUGGCCAUGGAUGUUGAAGAUGUUAAUAACUCGCAACGAAUUCACAUCAACGGGCUUGGUUCAGUGAGCGGUGUUGAAGGGGCGAACCAGUGGCAACAACAUUGCAUGAUUCCACAGGCCGCUCAUAGUUUGUCAGCACCAGUUGCUUGGUCAGGUACUGGUGUUUAGAUUGUUUUGUUCUAGAGUUUAGAUUGUACAUAUUAUAUAACAUUUGAAGAAAUUGUGAACAUUCUUGGUUUCAAGAAGCAAAAUCAUCUUCUCAAUUGCUUGA